Rhodotorula toruloides NP11 is the source of this 996-nucleotide messenger RNA. Its product is annotated as metallo-beta-lactamase domain containing protein. The record is from RefSeq and is a predicted model, not a curated record. Bases 1 to 996 code for a protein of 331 amino acids. The transcript is spliced from 6 exons. Lineage: Eukaryota; Fungi; Basidiomycota; Microbotryomycetes; Sporidiobolales; Sporidiobolaceae.
AUGCCGCCCGUCAACCCGUCCGUCAACUCUGGCAAGCUCGCUCGCAAGAGCGACAAGCCGCUCGACGUGCACUACAAGAUCUCGUCGGAGAAAGGCCUGAGCUCCAUCUCGACCCUCAUCGUUGGCGCCGAAGCCUGCAUGUUGAUCGACCCGCCGUUCCUCAUCCCCGACGCCGAGGACGUGAUUACCUUCAUCAAGGAGAAGACGUCCCUCCCGCUCGCUGCUGUCUUCUCGACUCAUCACCACCCGGACCACUACUUCUCCGCGAACCCGAUCCUCGAAGCUUGGCCCGAAGCGAGCUUCUACGCCGCGCCGUACGUGUGCGACGGCAUCGACCGCGAGUACGACGACAAGAUCAAGUUCUGGCCGUCGAUCUACGGCGACCUCGUGCCGAAGAACCCGCGCAAGCCGACGCGGUACCCGUACAGUUUUGCGGUGUUGCCGGGCAACGCCAACUCGCCCAUCAUCUUGCUCGGUCCGGUCAUUGGCGACACAGUCGACCACUGCAUGUUCUACCUGCCGCGGGAAAAGGUCAUCAUCACGGGCGACUGCAUGUACGGGCGGACGACGCACGUCUGGGCUGCCGAGAUCGAGACGCCUGCGUUCCUCGAGGCGUGGCGCAAUAUCCUCGACCUUAUCGACGGCCUCGAUGUCCAGCGGAUCAUCCCCGGCCACCUCGAGUCGGCUGCCGGACUCGAGCUCGACGCAAACGCGGACCUCGAGCACAACCGCAAGUACCUCGACCUGUUUGCGACCAAGAUCACGUACGCCGAGAAGAAGCCCAAGCCGGACGAGAUCCAGGAGGCGUUCAAGCAGGCCUUCUCGCAGUGCAGCACCAGCAACGACGGCUUCUUCCUCGGAUUCCUGGGAGAGUGCCACGGGGAAGGAGGCAAAGGCUGGCCCGAGAACGAGCACCACAAGAUCCGCGAGCGCACCAUUGCCGACAUGGAGUCGUUCGUGAUCGGUACUGAGGCCAAGUUGGCGAAGAAGCAGUGA